This is a messenger RNA of Trichoplax adhaerens, 603 nucleotides long. RefSeq lists its product as uncharacterized. Bases 1 to 603 code for a protein of 200 amino acids. The transcript has 2 exons. NCBI's taxonomy places the organism in Eukaryota, Metazoa, Placozoa, Uniplacotomia, Trichoplacea, Trichoplacidae. Gene Ontology annotation, molecular function: nucleoside diphosphate kinase activity. Gene Ontology annotation, biological process: negative regulation of oxidative stress-induced intrinsic apoptotic signaling pathway; CTP biosynthetic process; UTP biosynthetic process. The record is from RefSeq and is a predicted model, not a curated record.
AUGACUAGUGACAGUUAUCAGUGUACCCUCGCUAUUAUUAAGCCCAAUGCAGUUAGGAAAGAAGAUGAGAUAGUAGAAUUAUUGGAAAAGCAAGGAUUUUGUGUACUUCAAAGACGCUGUGUCCGACUCACUUCAGAACAGGCCAGUGAAUUCUAUACAGAGCACUAUGGGAAAAUGUUCUUUCCAGCAUUGGUUACAUUUAUGAGUAGUGGGCCAAUUGUAGCUUAUAUCUUGGCUAAGAAUAAUGCAAUUGAGGAUUGGAGAAAUUCCAUGGGACCUACAAACUCGAUGAAUGCUCGAAUUGCAGCUCCUGAAAGUCUACGUGCAAAGUAUGGGAUUGAUGAGAUGAGAAACGGCUUCCAUGGUAGUGAUGGUCCAUUAACUGCUGAGAGAGAAAUUCGAUUUUUCUUCCCAGAUUUCAUAUCCCAUCCGGUACCAGAUGGUCAAACAGCUACAGACUACUUACAAAGGAGAAUCAAUCCAACUCUCUUGAAAGGACUAACAGAAUUAUGUAAGAAAAAGCCAGAUGAUGCAAUUUUAUGGCUUGCUAACUGGUUAAUCGAAAAUAACCCUAAUAAGCCGAAAAUAGAGGAGCCUUACUAG